AUGGCUCUUUUGUAUUGUGUUGGGAACUCAUGCACACGAAUUUACGAUGAAUUUUGCACCCAAACGAAUAGCGAAUGUGGUCAUAAUAUGGUCUACAAGACUGUUGAACGAUUAAUUUACACCGAUGAAACAUUAAAUCUUGAAACGUGCAUUCAAGAGUGCAAAUGUAUCAGCGAUGAAUAUGUGCAGAGCAAUGGACAGUGCAUUAAGCAAAACAACAUUCCAGCAUUGCGAAAUGAAACUGAGACUGUGAAGAAGACACUUGACGAAAAAAUCUCUGAUACUUCGUGUUCAUUAACAGGGCAGAGAUGUGGAAUAAAUACGGUCUUCAAAACCGUACACCAGUCUUUAUGCCUUGGUUUGCUAUCUUCAACAUUUCGAGUUGAAAUUUUGCCUAAACGCUGUGCGGGAAGAGAGUGUGCACUUGACAAAGAGAUUUCUGAUGUUUCAUGUUCCCUAACUGGAAAAAUGUGUGGAACCAAUAUGAUAUUUGAUAAAGUUGGUAAAUCAAACGAAACAAAUGUUAUUUUUGAUUCGAAUGAGAAUUCGGCUUGA
Dracunculus medinensis (Guinea worm) is the source of this 555-nucleotide messenger RNA. NCBI's taxonomy places the organism in Eukaryota, Metazoa, Nematoda, Chromadorea, Rhabditida, Dracunculidae. The record is from the annotation of a GenBank genome assembly.